Molecule: messenger RNA, 1464 nt
Organism: Panonychus citri (citrus red mite)
Lineage: Eukaryota; Metazoa; Arthropoda; Arachnida; Trombidiformes; Tetranychidae
Gene: Roe1
Product: grpE protein homolog 1, mitochondrial-like
Exons: 2
Coding region: 131-892 (253 amino acids)
Biological process (GO): protein folding; protein import into mitochondrial matrix
Cellular component (GO): PAM complex, Tim23 associated import motor
Molecular function (GO): adenyl-nucleotide exchange factor activity; protein homodimerization activity; protein-folding chaperone binding
Source: RefSeq, a predicted model, not a curated record
GUUUCUAUCAGCUUGUAGAUUCUCAAUUUUUUGGUUUGUUUUUUUUUCUUCUCUUUUUUUGUUCAACUCUAAUUGUCUUCGCAGUUUAAUUAGUGUAUUUUUUUCGGUGAUUUUUAGAUAAUUAAUUAUCAUGUUUCAUUCUAUUACUCGGGUAACACCCUCACUAACCAGUGCUAUUAGAAUUUCUCGUCAAAAUCAAUCGUUUUGGAGCAGAUUAUUGUCUACACCAUUAACAAGGCGUUUGGUUACUGAUGCUGAUGGUAAAAGAGAAACGGUGAGAACACCAACUUUAGAGGAAAUUAAUCAAGACAAUUUAAAUCAAACAUCGUCUUUCUCAUCAAAUUCAUCAUCAACUGAUUCACCAUCAUCUCCAUCAUCAUUAUCUCCGGAAGAAUUUGUCAAAAUAGAAAAUGAUUUGAGAAAAGAGAUUGAAGGUUUAACAGAAAAGGUUAAAGAGAUCGAUGAUAAAUAUAAACGAGCUCUUGCCGAAGCUGAAAAUACAAGGAUAAGAAUGAGACGACAAGUGGAUGAGGCCAAAAUCUUCGGGAUUCAAGGUUUUUGUAAAGAUCUUCUGGAAGUUGCCGAUGUCCUUCAAGCAGCAAUUAAAAGUGUUCCAAGUGAUAAAUUAAAAGACGAACAUUUAAAAUCACUAUUUAAAGGAGUUGAGAUGACGGAGAAUCAAUUACAAUCAGUUUUCCGUCGACAUGGUUUAAAUCAAAUUAAUCCAAUUGGUGUUAAAUUUGAUCCCAAUGAACAUCAUGCAAUGUUUGAAGCCGAUGAUUUAUCCAAGGAACCAGGAACCGUCGCCAUUGUUACUCAGAUAGGAUAUAAACUUCAUGAUAGGACAAUUAGACCUGCGAUGGUUGGUGUAGUUAAAGCAAGAUCGAGUUAAUUAACGAGUUAAUUGUUGUAAUCAUCAUGCGAGAGAAACCAAAUGAGGAAACAAAAACGAAGAGGAUAAAGUCAAUUUGAAAUUGUUUUACUCUUAAUUAAUUAUAUUCAAUUCCAUGUGAGUCAUUACCAAUGUUCAGCUCAACAAUUAACAAUCAAUGGUGAAAAUUGGUUAAUAAUCUAAACAACUUGAAGGAGAAAACUAAAAGUCAACAAUUAACACUUACAAAAUUAUUAGUUUAAAAAAAAGAUUAUAUAAAAUGCUGGAUAAUUGAAUUUAGAUAUUUAAUUAUCGUUUGAAAUCAAAACAAAAGGUUUACAACGUUUUGUUGAUUGAAUUUAGAGGAUAAACUUGAUAAUUAAUGGUACAUAAAUUUGUUUCAAUUGAUUAGAAACGUUGGACUUUAUAUAUAUAAUUUUUUUUAUCUCUGUUAAUCAUAAUUGUUUUUCAUUCAAGUUCAGUAACAACAUCAUUUUCAUUGAUCAAAUUGAUCGGUUGUAAAUUGGAUGUUAUGUUGUAAUAAUAAUAAUAGUAAUAAUAAUUUAGAAUUGGUGAAUGAAAAAGAGAGAGAG